AUUGAGGCUCUAUGUCAAUCUCACCAGAAGGAACUACAACAGAUGCUGGCAGAACAAGCCUUAGAACUAUCUGCCUCUAAAACAGCUCAGCUCCACAGUAAAGUCAAUGCUCAGGAGGUGAUGAUCCAACAUCUGAGGGAACAGUUGUCCACAGCCCAGGUAGAACUAGAACAGUUGUCUGUCCUGAAGAUUAAGGAGGCUAGUCACGUGACACGUAUAGAGAAGUUACAGGAGGAACUCAGGGACGCCAAAAAGUACCACUCUCCUGGGAUGAAACAUUUUGAACAAAUAGAGGACAAGAUCCUGGGUAUAGAGAAGAAGCACGAGAACCGUGAGAGAGAACUACAGCAGGUGAUACAGAAAUCCAAGGACUCCCACACUAAAGAGUUAGAACAGCAGGCGGCAAAAUGGAAACAGGUCGUGGAGGUGAAGAACCAAGAGAUCCAGAGAUUCCGAGUGGAGCUGGACGCCAUAUUGGAUGUGUUAAGACUGUUACAGAAACAGGGUGUGGUUUUACCUGUCAGGACUAGUAACACCUACUCCUAGCAUGGUGUAGCAGUUAUAGGAUUUUUAAUU
Saccostrea cuccullata (small rock oyster) is the source of this 576-nucleotide messenger RNA. Its product is annotated as centrosomal protein of 162 kDa-like. Gene Ontology annotation, cellular component: centrosome; axonemal microtubule; centriole. Gene Ontology annotation, biological process: cilium assembly. The transcript has 3 exons. The record is from RefSeq and is a predicted model, not a curated record. The annotation marks the transcript as partial. NCBI's taxonomy places the organism in Eukaryota, Metazoa, Mollusca, Bivalvia, Ostreida, Ostreidae.